AUGGCACCCCUUCGCAACCGUCAGAGUCUCUCAAAGGAGAAGUUCUCUGGGUACUUCAGUACCUUGAAGACUCAAACCUACAACGAUCCUGGUGCAAGAGGCGCUGGCUCGCAUAGUUUGCGAACCAUUGGUUGGAAUUCUCUCGGUACCCUGAUCGCAACUGGGGCUUCAGACAAAACUAUUCGAGUCUGGAACCCUGAGAAAGUCUCGGUGAAUUAUUCCACUCAACUUAUCGGUCACACUGCGGGCAUCGAAAAAGUGGCUUUCAAUCCAGUGAAAGAUGCUGAACUCGCCAGUGUGAGCAGUGAUGGCGUAGUUAAGUUUUGGGAUGUCAGAACGAAAGCAGUGAUCAACGAAGUCAAAGGAUUGGGCGACCCCUUGAGCCUCGUGUGGUCUCCUGAUGGAUCAAGUCUGAUUGUUGGCAACAAGGCUGACAACAUCUACGUACUCUCCCCCACACAGUCAACUCCUAUUGCCUCACAUCAGCAGCCAGUGCAAACAAACCAAAUUGCUUUCUGUUGGAGUGGUGAUAAGAUAUUUCUUACAACGGGAGAAGGUCGUAUCAAGAUUCUCUCUUAUCCAGACUUCAUACCCGUCUUCAACAUGAGUUUUGAGCCUUCCCAGCCCUUCACUUUGAAUGGACAUACAUCCUCGUGUCUAUCUGUAGAGAUGCAGCCUACAGCAAGAUUCUUGGCAAGUGGGGGUUCAGAUUCUAUCAUUGCCCUUUGGGAUACAACCGAUUGGAUAUGUCAACGUACAUUGAUUGAUAUGGUAGGCCCCAUUAGGAGCAUAAGUUUCAGCUUUGAUGGAAGCUAUAUAGUUGGAGGUAGUGAUGAAGGCACGGGAUUGGAGAUUAUCCAUACUGAGACUGGAGAGCACGUGUAUACCGUUAAAGGUAGCCCUUGCCCAGUUGUAGCUUGGCACCCAAGCAAAUAUACUUUGGCAUAUGUGGAACACGGUGGCUUGAAGAUCAUUGGAGUUGACUCAGAGAGGAAGUAA
This is a messenger RNA of Sclerotinia borealis F-4128, 999 nucleotides long. The record is from the annotation of a GenBank genome assembly. NCBI's taxonomy places the organism in Eukaryota, Fungi, Ascomycota, Leotiomycetes, Helotiales, Sclerotiniaceae.